AUGGCCUGCCCUCAUAUAUCUGGGAUAGUCGCUCUACUCAAAUCCGUUCAUCCUGACUGGUCCCCUGCCGCCCUAAAAUCAGCACUAAUGACAACCGCACAUACCAUGGACCGUAAUGGGGUUCCAAUAGAAGCAAAUGGAAAACGUGCAAAGAUCGCCGACCCGUUUGAUUACGGAGCAGGGUCUGUUAAUCCAACCAAGGCAGCUGAUCCAGGCCUGAUAUAUGACAUUAGUGCGUCAGAUUACCUCGAGUUUUUCAACUGUCCACAAGGAUUUGGUUCAAAUAACAAUUGCACACCACCUGACUUGAACCUCCCAUCGAUUGCCAUUCCUGGCCUCAAGACAUCUGUGACGGUUGUGCGCACUGUUACCAAUGUUGGCCAGCCGAAUGCGGUGUACAAGGCAUUCAUGGAGCCUCCACCUGGCGUCAAGAUGGCUGUGGAGCCAGCAGUGCUGGUGUUCAGCAACGCAAGGAGGGUGCAGAGUUUCAAGGUGACUUUCAGGGCCACCCGAAGGAUCCAGGGCAGCUACACCUUCGGUAGCUUGGCAUGGCAUGAUGGAGGCGCCCACCUGGUUCGGAUCCCGAUUGCAGUUCGUGUGGUGAUUGAAGAGCUCUACUCAGAUGCCUCCUAA
Triticum turgidum subsp. durum (durum wheat) is the source of this 633-nucleotide messenger RNA. NCBI's taxonomy places the organism in Eukaryota, Viridiplantae, Streptophyta, Magnoliopsida, Poales, Poaceae. The record is from the annotation of a GenBank genome assembly.